AUGUCUCAGACAAAGAUAAUACAGGGGAAAAUAUUCCGAGGCGAGAACACGAAUGGCGACGGGCAAGAAUUGUCUCGUUCGUCGUCCGACGCGGCUCUCACUAUUGAUAUUCCCAAACCCGUGUUAAAUGAGCAGCAGCAGGCUCCUCUACCACCGCCAAAGCUUACGAAGGCUGACUCGACCUCUCCGAAACACGAGGAGCAGAGUGACGAUGUCAGAUCGUUCCGCGAGAGGCUCGCCAACAAGCUUGGUUCGACUUACCGCGGGGCGGAAAGGUAUCGUCUGGACCAAGAUGCAGAGAAGAAACAUCACUGGAAGAGAUGGGGCCCAUAUCUCAGCGAUAGGCAAUGGGCCACCGUCCGCGAGGAUUAUUCUUCCAACGGGGAUGCUUGGAGCCACUUCCCUCACGAACAUUCUCGUUCUCGCGCAUAUAGAUGGGGUGAGGAUGGGAUCGCAGGCAUCUCAGACAAUCACCAGCGCCUCUGUUUCUCCCUUUCGCUCUGGAACGGCCAGGAUCGUAUCAUCAAGGAACGCCUCUUCGGUGUUACCGGACAUCAAGGAAACCAUGGAGAAGACGUGAAAGAAGUGUAUUAUUAUCUAGACUCGACUCCGACACAUUCGUACAUGAAGUUCCUCUACAAGUACCCUCAAAAGGCCUUUCCAUACGAAGAGCUGGUGCGCGAAAAUGUUCAUCGCGACCGCAAUGUCUCAGAGUUCGAGAUAUUGGACUCCGACGCGUUCGAUGAUGACCGCUAUUGGGAUGUAUUUGUAGAGUAUGCGAAGGACGAACAAGAUCCUGAAAGUGUAUAUGUGCGCAUCACUUCCUAUAAUCGCGGGCCAGACCCUGCCACACUGCAUGUGGUUCCUCAAUUCUGGUUCCCCAACACAUGGUCCUGGCCUCUCAAGAAGCCUCCAAUGCCCGUAUUGAGCGCUUCUGGAAACAGUGUCAUCACAGCUGUGCACCCAACCUUAGGGAAAUAUCAUUUGUACUGCCUUCCGUCCCCUCCUCCCGUCAGCGCGGACGGAGAAUACGUCAUCGAUGAUGAGGAUCUAGACGCGGUCGAGCCCGACUUACUCUUCACGGAGAACAACACGAACUUCCACAGGCUCUAUGGGGGGCAAAACGAGACAGCUUAUGUCAAAGAUGCGUUCCACGACCAUAUCAUACCUUCGCAUCGUCCUCCACCCACGGCCGAGGGACACCCGGGGUUUUUUGCUACCAAGAUUCAUACAGGAAUUACUCCUCACCACGUAGAGCCGGGCAGCGAGAACAGCACCCCAAGCGACGAAGAGGAGGGUCCGCGCACACCUUUCCCAUUGACGCCGUCCUUUGUUAACCCCGCGCAGCGCGGAACGAAGUCCGCGGCACACUACGUCUUCCGCGAUGUGCCUCCGCGCGGUGGCUGCGCCGUUGUACGCCUCAAGCUGACACCCAGGCUUCCCGGGCAGGACCCAAGCAUCGAGGAUGAAGCUAUGUUCGAUGACGCGGUUGAGGAACGUCGAGAAGAGGCGAACGAGUUCUAUGGUUCUCUCGUUAUGGGCCCUAUCAGCGAUGAUUUGCGGCAAAUCAUGAGACAGGCCCUUGGUGGUAUGCUGUGGACGAAACAGUACUACCAGUUCUCCCAGAAGGAUUGGUUGCAAGGCGACCCGGCUCAGCCGCCACCGCCUCCUGAGAGGAAGUGGAUCAGGAACAGAGAAUGGAAACACAUGUACAUUGCCGACAUUCUUUCUAUGCCUGACAAGUGGGAAUAUCCGUUCUUUGCUGCUUGGGAUACUGCGUUCCACUGCAUUCCGCUGGCAGUCGUGGAUCCAGCUUUUGCAAAGAAGCAACUCGAUGUGCUCACUCGUGAGUGGUACAUGAAGCCUGAUGGGCAGAUGCCAGCGUAUGAGUGGAACUUCAGCGACGUUAACCCUCCUGUUCACGCCUGGGCAACUUUCCGCGUUUUCAAGAUUGAACGCAAGUUGUACGGCCGGGAAGAUCUCCAGUUCUUGGAGCGUGUCUUCCAAAAGCUAUUGCUCAACUUCACAUGGUGGGUCAACCGGAAAGAUCAAGGAGGGAACAACGUCUUUGAGGGUGGUUUCCUCGGGUUGGAUAACAUCGGUGUCUUCAAUCGAUCAGAACCCUUGCCCACUGGUGGUGUUCUCCGUCAGGCAGAUGGAACGGCGUGGAUGGCAUUUUAUUGUCUGAAUAUGCUGAAUAUCGCUCUUGAAUUGGCUAAGCAUAACUCUGUCUACGAAGAUAUCGCGUCCAAGUUCUUCGAGCACUUCAUCUUCAUUGCUGAUGCGAUGACCUACCGUGAAGGCGAGGAUGAGCUUAGUCUAUGGAACGAAGAAGACGGGAUGUACUACGAUGCAAUUCAAUUCGGGCCGGGCAGCUCAAUGCAGUUGCCCGUGCGGAGCCUCGUCGGUCUGAUUCCGCUUUACGCGACGCUGGUGCUAGAACCCGCGACUAUCAACCGCUUCCCUGGCUUUAAGAAGCGUAUGGAGUGGUUUAUUGAUAACAGGCCCGAGCUGUCGGGGAGGAACAUGGCGAACAUGAAAGUUAAAGGUAGAGGCGAACGCAGGCUUCUGGCGCUAGCCAGCAAAGAGCGACUUGUCAAGAUUCUAGAAAAGAUGCUGGAUGAAUCUGAGUUCUUCAGCGAGCAUGGGAUCCGAUCUUUGUCUAAGAAGCACAAGGAUCAACCUUGGGGAAUGGAUGUCAACGGCGAACGCUAUGAGGUCAAUUAUUGGCCCGGAGAUUCCAAAUCCGGGAUGUUCGGUGGUAAUUCGAACUGGAGGGGACCUAUUUGGCUCGCUGUGAACUUUAUCUUGAUAGAGAGUCUGCAGAGGUUCCAUCAGUAUUACGGUGAUGAGCUGCAGGUGGAAUGUCCCACGGGCAGCGGAGAUUACAUGAACCUUGUGAAUGUCGCAGAGGAAAUUCAGCACAGAAUCAUACACAUCUUCGGGCGCGAUAUGGAGGGCAGACGAGCUGCGAACGGAGGGAAUCCGAAGUUGGAUCGUGAUCCUUACUUCCGCGACUACGUCUGGUUUUAUGAGUUUUUCCACGCUGAUGAUGGUCGAGGAUUGGGUGCUUCUCAUCAGACGGGAUGGUCCGGACUUGUCGCGUAUCACAUCCUGCAAAGUGGCGCAAGCUGUCGCCUACCAAAGACGCCCAAGACUCCUCGUAGCCUCGCGCAUCACUACUUCGACGAGACCAUAGACUCGCAGUCCGAGUACGGCGACGAGACGCAGUCGUUGUUCAGUGCAUACAGUGCAGCAGACCUGAACACUCUCGGCGAUAUUUCCCCUGACGCUCUCUAA
Messenger RNA from Sparassis crispa, 3300 nucleotides. RefSeq lists its product as uncharacterized. Gene Ontology annotation, cellular component: endoplasmic reticulum membrane. NCBI's taxonomy places the organism in Eukaryota, Fungi, Basidiomycota, Agaricomycetes, Polyporales, Sparassidaceae. Gene Ontology annotation, molecular function: Glc3Man9GlcNAc2 oligosaccharide glucosidase activity. The transcript is spliced from 17 exons. The record is from RefSeq and is a predicted model, not a curated record. Gene Ontology annotation, biological process: oligosaccharide metabolic process; protein N-linked glycosylation. The coding region runs from base 1 to 3300 and encodes 1099 amino acids.